AUUUCUGACGUUAGAUACUGACCAUACUGUCAAUACAGAAAACAUUGAAAACUCAGCAAAACAUUGUGCGGUAAACAUUUUAUACCAAAAAACUGUAUUAGUUGAGUGAACGAAAAACGCGAUCACAAAUCAUGAAACGCAAGGCAAAGGAUCUGCUGUUCGAUCGGCUUCACCGGGGCGUCGUGUACACCUGCAUGGGUCUGACCCUCUGGGGUAGCUACAUGCUGGGGAUGCGUUUCUAUCGAUACUUCACCGUGAUAAGACCCGCCCGGCAGGAAGAAGAACGAAAGAUGAUCGAGGCUGGAGCCGGUCCGGGACCUGCUGCCAUUACGCUUGAUAAGGUUCCAACGUUGAAAUCGUAGUCCUAGGGAUUGUCAUGUGUAUUAGGGUUGUAAAAUGUUGACUUAAUAAAUUAUGUAAUGUAAA
Toxorhynchites rutilus septentrionalis is the source of this 426-nucleotide messenger RNA. RefSeq lists its product as uncharacterized. Lineage: Eukaryota; Metazoa; Arthropoda; Insecta; Diptera; Culicidae. The transcript has a single exon. The coding region runs from base 132 to 362 and encodes 76 amino acids. The record is from RefSeq and is a predicted model, not a curated record.